Knipowitschia caucasica is the source of this 420-nucleotide messenger RNA. The record is from the annotation of a GenBank genome assembly. NCBI's taxonomy places the organism in Eukaryota, Metazoa, Chordata, Actinopteri, Gobiiformes, Gobiidae.
AUGGAGUCGGAGAGGACAGCGAAGUUGGAGUUUACUGUGCAGAUGACGUGCGAAAGCUGUGCAAACAACAUUAGAGGAGUACUGGAGGGGAAAGCAGGGGUGCAGUCUGUGAAUGUGGAUGUGGCGUCAGAGGCUGUGCUGGUGGAGACCGUUCUGACCAGUGCAGAAAUCCAAGGUCUGAUUGAAAGCACCGGCCGCAGAGCUGUUCUGAAGGGCAUCGGAGGAUCACAACAAGACCUGGGGGCAGCUGUGGCCAUGCUGUCCGGCUCGGGCUCGGUGCAGGGAGUGGUGCGCUUCCUGCAGGUGUCUCCAGAUCGCUGCCUCAUCGACGGCUCCAUCGACGGACUGCAGCCUGGAGCUCACGGCCUCCACGUCCACGCUCUGGGAGACCUUACGCGCGACUGUCUCAGGUUCUUUUAG